Messenger RNA from Gasterosteus aculeatus aculeatus (three-spined stickleback), 2073 nucleotides. Lineage: Eukaryota; Metazoa; Chordata; Actinopteri; Perciformes; Gasterosteidae. The record is from RefSeq and is a predicted model, not a curated record.
AUUUGGAUGGACCAGCCUUGUGUUCUUUAUGUCAUUCAACAGCAACGACGAAUGCUUAGCAGACAACUAUAUUCGUGGAAUAAUCUUUUUAAUACGCGAUAGUAAAUAACCUAGUAGUUCACUCUAAGGAUGAUGACUACGCGGCGUGUUCUUCAAAGCUGUGGCUUUGUCUUUUUCUUUGUUGUGGUGCAGUCCGCACACGGAGACCUGAGCUAUUCUGUACAGGAGGAGCUCAAGCGCGGAUCCGUUAUAGGAAAUAUUGCCAAGGAUCUCGGCCUGGAGGUGGGCAGACUGUCUGCUAGAAAAGCUCGUGUUGACAUGGAAGGAAACGACGGACAGUAUUGUGGGAUAAACCUUCGAAACGGGGAUUUAAUUGUUGCGGAAAGAAUCGACAGAGAGGAGCAUUGUGGAGAAAAACCCUCGUGUGUUCUUAAAUUCGACUUGCUGCUUGAGAAUCCUUUGGAAUUACAUCGGUUGUCCCUGCAGGUGCAGGACAUAAACGACAAUGCACCCAGUUUCCCCAAAGACACUGUGAAGCUUGAAAUCGGAGAGUCAGCUGACAAAGGAGCUCGGUAUCGUAUUAAUGCAGCACACGAUGCUGAUAUAGGCAAGAAUGCGAUUGAAAGCUACAUUUUAGAACACAAUCCUAAUUUUGCAUUCAGUAUUCAGACAACAAGUGCAGGUAGGAAAUAUGGCGAGUUGAUUUUGGGUAAAGAAUUAGACCGAGAGGAGCAGCAGGAAAUCAAAUUGAUACUUACAGCUGUAGACGGUGGUUCUCCUCAGAGAUCCGGGACAGUGCUCAUACAUGUCGUUGUACUUGAUGCUAAUGAUAACGCCCCAGUUUUUACUCACUCUGUUUAUGAAGCCACAGUACCCGAAAACUCUGCUAUCAACACACCAGUUAUUACUGUAAGUGCAUCAGAUGAAGACGAAGGUGUCAACGGAGAGGUAACUUAUGAAUUUAGCCGAAUGUCUGAUAAAUCACGGAAGCUUUUUUCAUUAAAUGAAAAAACUGGUAAAAUCAGUUUGACAGGUAACAUAGAUUAUGAAGAAGGAUCGAGGUAUGAAGUUUUUGUUGAGGCUAAAGAUGGUUAUGGACUCUCCUCAGAAACAAAAGUUAUUAUUGAUGUCACAGAUGUAAACGACAACGCCCCAUUGAUAUUCAUGAAAUCACUAACUAACCAGAUACCCGAGAAUGUGUCACCUGGUACAGAGGUGGGCAUCGUUAACGUGCAGGAUAGAGACUCUGAGACUAACAGACAGGUCCACUGUUCCAUUCAGCAUAACGUCCCUUUUAAGUUGGUUCCUUCUAUUAAAAACUAUUAUUCUCUGGUGACCACAGGACAACUGGACCGUGAACUAGAGUCUGAUUACAACAUUACAGUCACUGCCACUGACGAGGGCUCUCCACCUCUGUCCUCCUCUAAAACCGUUCAGUUAUCUGUAGCAGACAUCAACGACAACCCACCUGUGUUUGAGGAACAAUCCUACAGCGCGUAUGUGAGUGAAAAUAACAAAGCUGGCUCCACUUUAUGUUCCGUUACCGCUCGAGACCCCGACUGGAGACAAAACGGCACAGUGAUUUAUUCUCUUUUACCCGGUGAGGUGAACGGUGCGCCGGUGUCCUCCUAUCUGUCUGUUAACGGAGACACGGGGGUGAUCCACGCUGUGAGGUCGUUUGAUUAUGAACAGUUCAGGAGCUUUAAAGUCCUCGUGAUGGCCAGAGACAACGGUUCUCCUCCGCUCAGCAGCAACGUGACCGUCAGUGUGUUCGUAUCGGAUGUGAACGACAACUCUCCUCAGAUACUGUACCCCAACCCGGAGGGAAACUCCUUCAUGACCGAGCUGGUCCCCAAUGCUGCGCACGGAGGCUCUCUGGUGUCCAAAGUGAUCGCGGUGGACGCGGACUCCGGACAGAAUGCCUGGCUGUCCUAUCAUAUAGUCAAAUCCACUGAUCCGGGACUUUUCACUAUUGGUCUCCACAGUGGAGAGAUCAGGACACAGCGGGGACAUUUCCUGAAUCUGACAGCAUGGAAGCAGAAACCUUCAUUGUCGUAUAGUGGUUUGAUUUGA